Molecule: messenger RNA, 2029 nt
Organism: Betta splendens (Siamese fighting fish)
Lineage: Eukaryota; Metazoa; Chordata; Actinopteri; Anabantiformes; Osphronemidae
Product: 5-hydroxytryptamine receptor 4-like
Exons: 1
Coding region: 363-1433 (356 amino acids)
Biological process (GO): adenylate cyclase-activating adrenergic receptor signaling pathway
Cellular component (GO): membrane
Molecular function (GO): G protein-coupled receptor activity
Source: RefSeq, a predicted model, not a curated record
GCAGUGUUUAAAGAUGAAAUACGUCCAGAGAGACGAGAGCGAGUCCCAGUGAGCGGAGCUCAGUGUAAACAGGCCAAUCCGGAGAUAUCAGAACUUCUACACUUACCUCAUCACUCACUCCGGGCGAAUGCCAGUUAAUGAUUGACUCUUGAAGCCUUUGUUGUGAGAAUAAAUCAAUAUUGAACGUACGCGCGCACACACACAGAUGAACAGACAAACACAAAGGAGUGCGGUACACGCCGUGCGGCUUCAUAUGCUGAAGGAGCUGAUGCAGACGAGCCAGCGGGACAUGACGGCACUCGGGGAGAAGGCAUCCGCGUGAUGGGGAGCACGGAUUUGCUGUGAGCGGCCGAGGCUGCGUCAUGAUUCCCACCGCGGACGACAGCGGCGCCGGUCCCGGCCCGCUGCCCGGCGCCGCUCUCCGAGUCCUGGCCGCGUGCCUGCUCGUCCCCGUCCCCGUCCUGGCCGUCACGGGGAACCUUCUCAUCAUGGCCGCCGUGGCCCGCAUCCAGAGCCUCUGGACGCCCACCAACGCCUUCGUGGUGUCGCUGGCCGCGGCCGACUUCCUGGUGGCGGUGCUGGUGAUGCCCUUCAGCCUGGUGCGCUCCGUCGACCGCUGGCGCUUCGGGGACGGAUUCUGCCGCGUCCACUUCAUCCUGGACGUGACCUUCUGCACGUCGUCCAUCUUCAACCUCAGCUGCAUCGCCCUGGAGCGCUACGUGGCCGUGUGCGACCCGCUGCGCUAUCCCGCCCGGAUGUCCCCGCGACGCGUGGCAGCGCUGCUGCUGCUCUGCUGGACUCUGCCGCUGCUCAUCUCCGUCCUCUGCGUCUCCCUCGGCGCCUCCAGCCCGGCGCCCGCGGCGCCGUCCAACAGCAGCGGGGCUCAGGCCUGUCCGGCCACCUUCAGCGUCCCCUUCGCUUUCGCCAGCUCGUCCAUGUCCUUCUUCGUGCCCAUGGUGUUCAUGCUGUUCACCUACGGGAGGAUCUACGUGGUGGCCCAGAAGCAGGCCAGGUGGAUUCACGCCGUGCAGCGCCACAGCGAGCAGCUGCAGAUGAACCGGAGCCGGCGCAGGGCCACCUCCAGGCCCGUCCGGGCCUACGUGGAGAGGUUCACCCUGAAGAGGGAGAGCAAGGCGGCCAAGACGCUGGGCCUCAUCAUGGGCGUCUUCCUCGUCUGCUGGCUGCCCUUCUUCUGCCUGAACAUGAUCCAUCCUCUGAAGGGCUACACCGUCAGCCCGCUGAUCCUAGAGGCCUCCACCUGGCUGGGCUACGCUAACUCCUCCCUCAAUCCUUUCCUCUACGUCUUGUUCAAUAAGAACUACCGCCGCUUGUUUGCAGCCUGGUUGGACUGUGGGACGCUGGGCCGACGCCUUUCAUUAAAGUUUGGCAGACCAACGCACUCUGUUGUUAUGUUGGAGACCAUCUCAAGAUGACCACUGUGUGUUAGCCUCACGUUGUAUAUAGCAGUUAGUGUUGUUGUGAACCUAUAUCACAGCAGGUUUAUCUUUAUUCUAUAUCUACAAUAAAUGAGUCCCUAUUAUGUCUGAUGUAUGAUUGAUUCACACUCUCUACUAUAAGAAAUCAACAGCUGAUGAUUUGACCUGAUGGUAUUCCUAUUAGAUAUUAGAAUUCCUAGCUGGACGUUUUUACUGCUGCUACAAACAACCUGUUGUAUUUUACAGGAGGCCAGUUCUUCAGCCUUGGUAUAUGAAGACUGAACACACAAUUAUAUUGUGAUUGUUUUUAUGUUACACCUUUUAUUCUAGAUCUAAAUAUUUUAAUUGCGCUUAAAAACUUGCUCUAGCUUUGAUGCUUUAAUUGUGUAUAUUCCUUCAUGCUGGUAUUGAUAUAACUUUAUAUUAUCAAAACAAAUGAAAUAUUAAAAAAAAAUCAUUAAUUUUAUUUUUUUUAUUCUAUUACUUAACAUGGUUGGCUGAAUAAAUUGUGUUGUUUCAAACUAAUCUCAUGUCUGGCAAAUCAUCCUCAACUUGACAUAAACACAGGAAAUAAAUUACCCGGAUUUGUCCUA